AUGCACUCCCAAUUCACCGUCUCGCCCAGCGCAAUUCCUCCCAGGAAGUCCAGUAGCCGUCUUCACUCUCGGAGACAGCGCCAGCGCCAGAGCCAGAGCCAAAGCCAGAGCUUCACCUUUGCAAGCGCCUUCGCCUCGUCCCUCCCACGCCUGGAGUCUUCCAAUUCCGCUUCCGCUUCCGGCUCUGCUCCCGCUGCCGAGCCCCUAAUCGAGCUUGAGAACGAAGCCGAGUGGCUGGACCCGCGCUCCAAACUAGGGAAGCGCCCAGAACAAAUGGCGAAGCGGCCCUUGCACCCUCAACCUCCGCCUCGGAGAAGCAGCAAGAGAGCAAACCACGGCGAGCUCAACAUGCAGCACCAACUCAACCCCUCGGCGCCGCCCGACGUCGCGCGCUUUGCCCACGAGAACUUUGACUUUCGGAGUCGCGGCACAUGGACUGACGAAAAGGAGCACGUCGUACGGGGGCCGUUUGAGUAUGUCGUCAGCCACCCGGGCAAGGACUUUCGCUCCCAGAUCAUCGCCGCCUUCAACGCCUUCCUCGACGUGCCUCCGGAGAGCCUCCAGAUCAUCACAAAGGUCGUGGGCAUGCUCCAUGAAGCUUCGCUCCUCGUCGAUGACGUGCAGGACUCCUCCGAGCUGCGCCGCGGCUUCCCCGUCGCCCACAACAUCUUCGGCGUGGCCCAGACCAUCAACUCCGCAAAUUACAUAUACUUUGCUGCGCUGCAGGAGCUCGUCAAGCUCGGCAACCAGAGCGGCAUCAAGCUCUUCGCCGAGGAGCUCAUUAAUCUGCAUCGCGGCCAGGGCAUGGACCUCUUCUGGAGAGACACCCUCACCUGCCCCACGGAAGACGACUACCUCGAGAUGGUGGGCAACAAGACCGGCGGCCUGUUCCGCCUCGGCAUCAAGCUGAUGCAGGCAGAGUCGAGCUCGGCCAUCGACUGCGUGCCCCUCGUCAACAUCAUCGGCCUCAUCUUCCAGAUCCGCGACGACUACAUGAACCUCUCGUCGAGCGAAUACAGCCACAACAAGGGCAUGUGCGAGGACCUGACAGAGGGCAAAUUCUCCUUCCCCGUCAUCCACAGCAUCCGCGCCGACCCCGUCGACCUCCAGCUGGUCAACAUACUCAAGCAAAAGACCACAGACGUGCAGGUCAAGCGCUACGCCGUCUCCUACAUGGAGACCAAGGGCAGCUUCGAAUAUACCCGCCAAGUCGUCGCCACGCUCAUCGAAAGGGCCCGCAAGAUGGUCGCGGAGCUAGACGAUGAGUCCGGCAGGGCCGCUGGCAUUUACAAGAUUCUGGACAAGAUGACCAUACCGUCGUGAGCGGGGCAUAGUCAUGCCAUUGUGAGAUGAAGGGGGGAGUUAAUGAUAUACGAAAUUAUUCAGGGAGCAUCUACAACGCAUCGGCGCCAAAGCGAAGGGGUUAUGACUUUCAUUUUGUUCAUUUACUUUUCUUUUUAUCUUGGGUUCCCGAAAUGGGUAAGAAAUUGCAUAUCAAUCAGCUCAGUCUGAUUCUCUAGCGUAAUCAAACCGCAUCAUCAACCUGUACAAUAAGCAUCAUCACGCGUGUACCGACUCUGGCUCAUUAGCGAUGAUUCAUGUGAAUACAGUGAAUAAUAAAAACUAAAAUAAACUCCUGCU
Trichoderma virens Gv29-8 is the source of this 1641-nucleotide messenger RNA. Its product is annotated as geranylgeranyl pyrophosphate synthase. Lineage: Eukaryota; Fungi; Ascomycota; Sordariomycetes; Hypocreales; Hypocreaceae. Gene Ontology annotation, molecular function: prenyltransferase activity. Bases 1 to 1323 code for a protein of 440 amino acids. The transcript has a single exon. Gene Ontology annotation, biological process: isoprenoid biosynthetic process. The record is from RefSeq and is a predicted model, not a curated record.